GAAAGAUAAGGUGAGCGUUGACUAGGACAAAUACUUUUGUACUAAAGCAGGUCAUGGGGAAGAUGGAGAAGAUACGCAUUUGUUUUUAAAAUGUUUUAUUACAUGUUAUUCUUAGGACACCUGCUACGGUCUGCACGUUUUUUCUAUUCCGUAUUUGAUUUCCCUUAUGAACGCUGCUAUUAUUUCCAAUUUCCCCCCUCUCUUUUUUUGCCAUCCAUGCUAACCCGCUCUCAGUCGCACUCCGAAACACGCACGCUCACGUACAGCCUCUGCCGCGCGCUCACACACUCGAUCGCUUGCUCUGCUGCUCUCCUGCCUCCCCCCUCACUCACACAUACACUCACACACACACCCCUUUCAUAAGGUGCUGGCAGCAGCAGUGUUAGCAGCAGCAGCAGCAGCGACGGCAUCAGCAUUGAAAGAGGAGGGAGCAUCGGAGACAAGAUGUAGUCGCGUGAAUGAGCGUGUAGCCUCGCAGCCGCCGUCCUCCUUCACUGUGGAAUUACGGAACAAAAGAGGAGGACCUUUCUUCCGCAUCUGCAGUUUCCAUUUUUCCACCUUCCCCCUUGUCGCGGUUUUUCUGCCCUCCCCUCGUGCGUGGCGUCGUUUUCGACGGAGGCUAGUGGCAGAGCUGGAGAGGAGGGAGGCUGACACGGGCUUGUCUGCGGACUGAGAUCACCAAAGCUUCGAGGUCACCUCAGAGGCCGUUCUCUCCUUUCUUAUUUUUUUCCCUCCCCCUUUGCGUUUUCUCUUUCCCUGGCAGGCCUUUUGUUUUUCAGCGGACUUGUCCGAGGGGCUGCCGCCGCCGUGCUGAAUUGGGCUAUUGUUGGACAGGCAGGCCUCUCUCUCUCUCUCUCACGCUCCCUCCCUCCCUCUCUCCCUCCACAAUACCCUAUCCUCCCUCCCUUCCUUCACCGCUCCAUCCUUUCAUCGCAAUGCACCUUGCUUAAAGUCAUAUGUGUGUUUGUCGGUACGCAGGCACUGUCCGGAAUUGUCUUCACGCUGCUACUCGCUCUUCUCGCCCCAUUCCCACCCCGCCGUCCCCCUCUUCUCCCAUCCCCGCAGUGCCUGGCGACGUAAUGUGCCCUUCGUGGCACAUGAAUCCGGAUGUUUGGCAGGGGGUCGGCGGGAUUUGUUCCAGCCAAGGGUGAUGCCUCAAAGGACAGCCCAGCCCAGCACUCCCACGCCCACCUCCAGCCAGCCUGCCCGUCACUGAGCACGCCCGCCUGCGCCACCACGUGUCACCCCCGGUUCGCGUGCGUACGUGCGCGUAUGUGUGUAUAUGCGUACGCACGUGUGCAUGUGCGAGAGCGCCCUUACCAUGACUCUGGCCUGAUACCUGGACUGGGGUGUCCCCUGCCAAUGUGGGGGAGGGACUGAACCUCAGGUUACUCCCCACCCCCUCCCUCCCCUUACCCCCUUCCCUCUCUCCUCCCUUCCCCCCUCCACGGGUAACCUGCCAGCAUGAAGAAGACCCGCAGCACCAACCUCAGGCGGGCCUGGCCCAGCUCGGAUCUACCGGAGCGGGCCUUGGAGCGCAUCCGUUCUCGCAGUGAGAAGGACUACCACCACCAUAAGCACUUUCCACCGCCCCCUCCUCCGACCCACAUCUCCCCUUCUCCGCGGGGCUACAUGACACCAGGCGAUGUAUCUCCGAUCAGUAUGUCACCCAUCAGUCAAUCUCAGUUCAUCCCACUGGGAGAGAUUCUGUGUCUGGCCAUCUCAGCCAUGAACUCUGCCCGCAAGCCUGUCACACAAGAUGCGCUGAUGGAGCACCUUGCCACUUGCUUCCCAGGUGUACCCACUCCAAGUCCAGAGAUCCUGCGGCACACGCUGAACAUGUUGGUACGGGAGAGAAAGAUCUACCCCACACCAGAAGGUUACUUCAUUGUUACUCCACAGACAUACUUCAUCACCCCCUCCCUCAUCCGCACCAACAGCAAGUGGUACCACCUGGACGAGCGGCAUCCAGAGCGACAGCAGCAGCAGCAACAACAACAGCAGCAGCAACAACAACAACAGCAGCAGCAGCAGCAGCCACCACCUCAACAGCAAUGCACAUCGCCACAAUCUGGAACCAUCACUCCCUCCACCUCUGGCUGCGUACGAGAAAGGCCUAACCCUAAGAACCACUGCGACUCCUAUAAUGCCUACCGCGAUGAGGUUCCCAGCAUUCAUACCUCUACAAUUCAAAGAAAAUCCCCAAAAGAACCCAAAGGAGAUCCCCCUUCAUACCCACAGCCCCCACCCCCACCACCUGCCAUUCAGCACCCACCUGACCCCACCGACAAGAGCAAGAGCAUGACCGCCACCUUCUCUUACAAGACAGACACACUGACCAAGAAGAAGGAGGGCAGCGGUGGGGGCAGCAGUGAGAGGCAGUCCAAGAAGUUUGGGUUGAAGCUGUUCCGCUUGAGCUUGAAGAAGGACAAAACCAAACAGCUGGCCACCUUUUCAGCACAGUUCCCUCCAGAGGAGUGGCCCUUGAGGGACGAGGACACACCGUCUGCUGCAGCGAUCCCUCGUGAGGUGGAGAUGGAGAUCAUCCGCCGCAUCAACCCAGACCUGACAGUGGAGAAUGUGGCCCGUCACACAGCUGUCAUGAAGCGGCUGGAAGAGGAACGAGCUCAGCGCUGCAAGGCCAGCUCCUCUGCACAGCACAGUGCCCGCAGUCGCCGCAGCCGAGGCCACCGGCGCGUGCCACACGGGAAGUCGCGUUCGCACAGCAAGACGCGGGCUUCUCGGGGAGACCCCUCAGAGGGCUCCAAUCUGGACCUGCCAGCAGUCAGCCUGGAGAGGGACUACCGUUUUUUCAGUCACUCUCUGGUACGCUCGCCAAGAGAGGGAACGUACACAGUGGAACGCAGAAGUGGUGGUGCCUACCUUGUCCACAGCAACCCCAACAUUGCUGAGUCACACUUUCCUGUCACCCCGGAGUGGGAUGUUUCGGGGGAGCUUGCAAAGAGGCGGACAGAGAUGCCUUUCCCUGAGCCUUCACGUGGGACGUCACAUUCUAGAGUGCACCGGAGCCACAGCCACACUCAGGACCGUAAGUCACGCAAUGAGCGGCCCGACAAGGCGAAAGAGCGAUCGCGUUCUAUGGACAACUCCAAGGGCCCGCUGGGAGGUGGGAGCUCCACGCUUGGCACGGCUGAGGAUUACGACCGCAGUCCUGAUGACAGAAGCCGCUACUAUACCGAUGAUGGGACGCUGAGGGCCUCCUCUCAGAAGGCCCCGCACUACUCGUGCAUCAUGUUUUCUGCUGCCAAGUUCAGCUCUGAAAUGUCUGUACCCGAUAUGGGCAAAUUGAGUCUGGAUGACUCGAGGCUCUGCAGCCCUCUAGAACGGAACAAGAGCAGGGACAGCCUCCCAGCCUACAGUGACCUGAAGGCCCUGUCGCCGAAGCCUUUGGCUGAUGACUACUUCCAGUGCAAUACAUCGAAUGAAACAAUCCUUACUGCCCCGCUGCCUCUGAGCAAAUCUGACCAUGACACUUUAACCCCAUCUGACGGAAUCCGCAAGGGCUCUCCAGCUGACCGGCAGACACCGCACCUCACCUCUCCUCACCCCUUGGAGUACAAGGAGGACUCCUCCACCAAGGGGCACAAUGGUUCUGGCAAACCCACACCGAGCCAGACUCCUGAGCCUAUGCCCAAUGGACGUUUGAUACAGCACCAACACAACACUGACCCAGGGGGCGGGGGAGGUGGCGGUAGCACUAGUGGCGGGGUGGACAAGAGGAAAGAGAUUUUUAGUAAGGACACUUUGUUCAAACCGCCACACAAUGUUUUGACUGUGAGCUAUGUGGACAGUGGCUACUCAAAGUCAGGCACUUUGCGUAAGACUCCGCACAUGAAAUCAUCCGAGGUCCUUGACACUCUAGAGACCCAACAGCCACCUAACUCCACCCCUUUGUCUGCUUCUGCCCCUGCACCUACAGGCACAGAACAGGGUGCUCCCUCCACAUCUGAAGCUGCUUUUGACUAUUACAACGUGUCAGAUGAUGACGAUGAGGAGGAGGCAGAGGAGGCCUCCCAUAAAGAGGCCGCCCCGACAGAAGCAAAGGGGCGGGCAGGGGCCGGAGACGGUGGUGGAGGCGGUGGGACCAUGCAGUGGUUGCUAGAACGGGAGAAAGAGCGGGAUUUACAGCGGAAGUUUGAGAACAACUUAACUCUGCUUAGCCCUAAGGAAAGCGAGAAUAAUAACAGCCAGAAGUCGGCUCACUCGGCCCGGCUGGACAGCAUGGACAGCAGUAGUGUGACUGUAGACAGUGGGUUUAACUCCCCUCGCACACGGGAAAGCCUGGCGUCCAACACCUCGAGCAUUGUGGAGAGUAACCGGCGACAGAAUCCGGCUCUAAGUCCAGGCCACAUGGGUACCACCAGCAUCGGCCCCCCAUUCAGCUUCCGUGCAAUCCCAGAGCCCCCUACCACGCAACCUGAGAAACUGCAGAAAUCCCCCAACUGCCUUGCCUCCAUCACCAGCGUCUGACAUGGGCCCAUCUGGGUUGACGUAGGGUCAGGGUGAUCUGCAAUGUUGGGGUGCCUAAGUGCAGGAGGUUGGGUGAAUCCCUCCAUCAAGCACCUCGACUACAUGGGGACUGUUAAACCCACAGGCAUGGCUUCCAGAGACUGUUCCCACAGCAUAAAUGGUCACUGCAAAAAAAUAAAUAAAUAAAUAAAAGAGAAAAAAAGGGAAAAACACGGAAAAGGAAAUUUCUCAUCAUAGGAUUUACCUUAAGCAAUUAAUCAGGAAAUUCUUCAGUCGGAUUCAACCGUUAUUUUCAAAAUAGGCUUGAAGUAACUGGUAAUUUAACAAUGUUUUGUUUUCAAGAGUAUUUUUGUCAGUCACAGAUUAGAGAUCAUCCAGCCAAUGGAUUAAGUUUGCACGCAUUAAGAAAUAGAUGCUGAUGUGCAGGUCAAAGGUAUUACAGAUUUGUGAUAUUGGUAUGCAGUACAAGUUAAAAAUGAGGCAUAAAAGCUCUAAUCUGAGCAACAUUUAAUUCAUGGUUCAUAAAGUUGUAUAAUAUUCCUAAAAAUAAAUACAUUUGUCAUGACACUGUUAGCUACAUUGGUGACACAAUAAGAAUCAUACUCACAUGCUUAAUAAAACAAUACAUAGACUGAAUUAGUGGAAAAAAUGAUCUCGUCUGAAAUUAAAGUUUUUUUUUUUUUUUUUGGAAAAGGACUAUUGUUUUUUUUUUUUUUUUUUUUUUUACUACCCAAACUUAUUGUGCAUACAAUUACUUUGUAUGCACCUUUAAACUACGUAAUGGAUUUACCUGUUUCAUUAAAGUUCAUAUUUAAUCUCAGGUCAUGAAUAGUUAACUCUCCUAAGAAGAGGUAAAACAUCAGUCAGUCUGUAAUCAUGUUUCUGUGGAUCGUUUCACCAAUCUUUGUUUCUUAAGGGAAUAAAACACUCUCUGUAGACAAGAAAAUCUAAAUGAUUUCAAUUGCAUUUCGUCUCAGUUUAAUUCAGAUGUACAUUAUUUUUAUUGUUAUUCCCUUUUGAAAUAAAAACAGGUGUGUGUUUUACGCCGGUGUGAAUCUGAUACCUAGUCUCAUGAACCAGGACACUUGUGGAUGUCAUUGUUGGUUUGGAAACAUGCUUGUCUUCUGUGUAGCUUGAUGGCUUUAUGUGUUGUCACGAAAGAAGGAGGAUGUUGGGAAUCGCAAUGGCGGGAACACGGGUGUUGCGUCCAAAACACUCCAAGGAAAGGUCAUACAGUUCUCUUCCUUUGGGCCAGCAGGAUUCAGAGACUAGGCCCUUUUGCUGCUCUGAUAAAACCUUUAUUUUUUAAGAUUUUCUUACUUGAGUUGAACCCAGACCACUAUGGUGUUUUAUGUUUGACCUUUUUUUUGUUUGUUUUGUUGUUUUCCUUCAAAUCAUGUCCCUGACCUCAAUGGAAAAUAUGGUUGACAGAUGAUAUGGCUAAAAAUUCUGCCCCAGCCAACACAUGAUAUGUAUAUUCACAAUCUUCUCAAUCUUUUCAUGAUUUCAAUAAAUGCUUCUUUUAGGUUGAAACAACUCAUUCGAUGAAAGUAUGUACAAAUAAUUUGCUUCGCUGUUACUUAUCAUUCCUUUCAAAUGUCACAGUUGAAUAGAUUACAUCAGGUUUUGACCUGCCGUGUGGAAUAUACAAUAAGUCUCAGAUCCAUGAGCAAAGGCUCAUUUCAAAGAUUAAAUUAAACAUUAAAAUACUUGCUUUGAACAUUUGGACUAUGGCUUUAACUGUUUGGCGUGCCAUCUCAAGAAUGCUCCAGAAUUAAUGGUCGUGUCCCUUCUGGCAGUGACUGGGUGAGAUUUGGGAAAGAGAGCAGAGCUCAUGUCGCAUCCAUUGGUGCUAUUAUGUGGUGAUCCUCCCUUUUUAUCUUUUAUUUCUUUCUUUGCCCAUACCCUCCACAGUUUUGUUGCUUUAUGAUGAGUGUUCAGGUGGAUAUCCUCCAGUGGGACUUAUUGUGUUUGAAUCACUUUCAGCUCACUGCCUCUCGCUCGACUAUUAUCCACACAUACACACACCUGCAAUCAGCCAUGCAAACUACCCUAAACCCCACAUACAUGCACAUAACUAGCUACCUCCACCACCUGUGUAACAACAAGGUAGGGACGUGUACAGAUUUGGAUUCUUUGCCUGUGGAACACAGCGCUAUCAGCCUCUUCUCUGUGAAUGUUGACAAGGAGCGGCGGACAUUGUAACUAAGAGGACUUAUUCUAAAGUAAUCAGUAUUAAGUGCUGUAGUUUCAACUCGAUUUUUCUCAGUUUUUGACAGAAGUGUCUUUUACUUAUUUGCAAGUUGUGUAUAAAUCUGUCUAGCACCACAUCAACAGAACAUUUCCAAUUUUAUGUUUUCCCUCCAAAUUUGUGUAAGAAGCCAUUUUCAGUUCUCUGCUGUUCCCUUCACACAAAUAUUUGUUUAUCUCCUUCGUUAUUUCAAGCCCAAUACCUCUAGUUCGUUAAAAAUGCAUCUAGAUGGAAAUCAAGGGACUACAUUCUAUAUUAUAAAUAAGCACCUCAACAGAUAUUUUAAAUCAAAAACAGUUUACCUGCCUUCUGCUUUUUUGGCAAUACUGAUUACAAUAGUAUUGUUUUCAGUUUCCCACCUUGUAUUUGAGAGGUCAGUGGUUAGGGUCCAAACAGCCUCUUAGACCCUGUAGUUGGAGGUGGGAUGAAGAUUGUGGAAAGAUACGAGCCUCAUAUAUUAAAUGGUAAUUUUAUAUCAUUGCUAGACAUCAUAGAUGUACAUCAGAGAGCAACAUUAGACAGAGCAGGCACCUCAUAACGUCUGCUCUAUAAAUAGAUACUUUCUCAAAUCAUUGCAACAGAGCUUUACUUAAAACAACGAUUUAAGUUCAGAAGUAUAUUUCAGUUCAGUGAUGACUACACCUCUGCAGAACGUAAUCACUUUUGAAUGUUUUUUUUUUUUUUUUUUUUGGACAUUAAUACAAACACAUGGCCUCCUUUACUUACCAAGGCUCUGUCAGAGGUUGCAUUUUGGAUAUCUGUCACAUUUUGUGAAAUUUAGUUUUAAUUUGAGCCCCCUCCUUCAUCUGGUAAUCAUUUUAUUAUUUUUUAUUUUCUUCCGUUUAGUUUUUGAUAGAUAAAAGGGAGUAAUGCAGCCAAGACUGCCUUGUAAAAAAAACAUGUUUGCACUGAAAUGCCUGGCCUCUGGUUGCUGUUAAGUCCAUCCAAGACGGAUGCUUUGUUUAUAUUGUAAAAUAUUUCAUAUGAAAUAAGAAUGACCAUGAAAUGUCUUCCCUUAACAUUAUGGAUUUUAGAACCACGUCAGACAACAUUGUUUCUAAAUGGUGACAGUGUACAGUAUCAUACUGUAAAUGAAAUCAAUCUGCCAUGCUUAGUAUAACUUCAAAACAAAACUGAAAGAUAUGAGGGAUCUUUUUGUAAUGUCUAUAAUAUUUGAAAAGAAGUCCCUAUUUGUGUAGUAAUGGUGUUUCAUCGUUGUGGUAGUGUAUGUGAUAAACCCAGUUGGGAGAUUGUGUUACUUUUUCAGACAAUAAAAUAA
Messenger RNA from Onychostoma macrolepis, 8021 nucleotides. It is a transcript of the gene stox2a, whose product is annotated as storkhead box 2a. Lineage: Eukaryota; Metazoa; Chordata; Actinopteri; Cypriniformes; Cyprinidae. The record is from RefSeq and is a predicted model, not a curated record. The transcript is spliced from 4 exons. Gene Ontology annotation, cellular component: cytoplasm; nucleus. Gene Ontology annotation, biological process: positive regulation of transcription by RNA polymerase II. Bases 1465 to 4491 code for a protein of 1008 amino acids. Gene Ontology annotation, molecular function: DNA-binding transcription activator activity, RNA polymerase II-specific; RNA polymerase II transcription regulatory region sequence-specific DNA binding.